GUUGCAACAAGAUUGUAACGAUUUUAGCCAUGGUGGAUGUGAAAGCAAAGCCAUUUUCUGAUGAGAAACGAUGGAUUAUGAUAUAUCCAACAUAUAUUGACAGCAAGAAAACAACGCUGCAGGGUCGAAAAAUUCCCAAAACUUUGGCUGUUGAGAACCCAAAGUCAGCUGAGAUUUUCGACGUCUUGUCUGCUACAGGACUAAAUCCAGUACUUGACCGGGGGAAACUCCAUCCACGUGAACAAGAUCGAGAACCAGAAAAUCGAGGUCGUGUCCGAGUUCAAUUGAAAAACGAUGAUGGCACACCGAAGAAUAAGGACUAUCCAACUCGCACCGCUUUGCUGAAGUAUGUCGCCACCAUGAUUCCCAAAUUGAAAACGCGGCAACCCGGGUACACGGCUACCACAGCCGUCAUUAUAGGCAAUCAUCGCUUUGCAAACAGGUGAUGCCGCUCUUUGAUCACAAGGUUUUUAGUGUUAUAAUUUAUUUCAUUCCUUCGCAUUCGUUUCUGUUUAUGCUGGUUGUUGUAUCGAGUUUU
This is a messenger RNA of Cylicocyclus nassatus, 538 nucleotides long. NCBI's taxonomy places the organism in Eukaryota, Metazoa, Nematoda, Chromadorea, Rhabditida, Strongylidae. The record is from the annotation of a GenBank genome assembly.